AUGAGUGAAUUUUACGAUGUCGUGGUCGUAGGUGGCGGGAACGCGGGUUAUUCCGCAGCCAUUUCAGCCAAGCAAGCGGGUGCAAGCAAGGUCCUAUUGAUUGAAAAAUCAACCGCCGAUGCUUAUCCUGGUGGCAAUAGUUACUUUACUGCUGGUGCAUUCCGUACAGUGUUCCAUGGAUUGGAUGAUCUUCUUCCGAUAGUGCAUAAUGUGGAUGCUAAAACAGCAAAGUUGAUUGACAUGGAGCCUUAUACGCGUGAGCAAUUUUACAAUGACGUGAUGCGUGUGAGUGGUGGUCGAGCUGAUGAUGCACUUGCCAACACGUUGGUGGAUGAAAGCCGUGAUACCAUUGAUUGGCUCAAUAAGGUGGGAAUCCAAUUCCAAUUUUCAUUCCAUCGUCAAGCAUACAAGGUGGAUGGUCGAUACAAAUUCUGGGGAGGAAUGGUUUUGAGUAUUGUGAACGGUGGCAAGGGCUUGAUGAAGAAUUACCAUGAUGCAGCCUUGAAGCAUGGUGUCAUUGUACGCUAUGGUACAAGCUUGACAAACAUUUUGACCCACCCAAAUCAAUCCAAGGUGACAGGCAUUCAAGUCAUUACAACAUCAGGUGACAAGCAAACGAUCUCCACGGGUGCAUUGAUUUUGGCGUGUGGUGGUUUUGAAGCGAAUCCUGCUAUGCGUGCUCAAUUCCUUGGACCCAAUUGGGAUUUGGCACAUGUGCGAGGUACACCUUACAAUACGGGUGAAGGUCUAUUGAUUGCCCAACGUGAUUGUAAUGUCAAGACGGCUGGCAGUUGGAGUUCGUGUCAUGCUACCUGCUGGGAUGCCAAUACCCAUCCUCAUCAAGGCGAUGUCCACUUGACCAAUCAAUUCACCAAAAGCGGCUAUCCACUUGGUCUGAUGUUGAAUAGCAAUGGCGUACGUUUUGUGGAUGAAGGAGCUGACUUUCGAAAUUACACGUAUGCCUUCUUUGGAAAGGAAAUCAUGCGACAACCAGGAGGUAUCGCUUUCCAGAUUUGGGAUUCCAAAAUGCUGCCGUACCUGAGAGAAGAAGAAUACAGCGAUGAUGUGGUGGAAAAGGUGGUGGCCAACUCAAUUGAAGAACUUGCCGAGAAACUCGCCACGCCUACCAAAGGCUCUUGGAAAGGAACAUUGUCCAGCAAAGAGCAAUUGAUCAAGACCAUCACCGAGUACAAUGAAGCUGUGCGUGCCCACCGACAGGAAAAUCCAAAUUGCAAAUGGGAUCCUUCUAUCAAGGAUGGAUUAUCCACCCAAUCCUCUCGUAUUCAACUUGAGUUGCCGAAAAGUAAUUGGGCUCUUACGAUCGAUGAAGCACCUUUUGUCGCUGUCAAGAUCACUACAGGUAUCACGUUCACUUUUGGAGGCCUCGCUGUUGAUCCCAGUACGGCUGCUAUGCUUGAUUCCUUUGGUAACAAAAUACCUAAUCUUUAUGGUGCUGGCGAAAUAGUAGGUGGCAUUGCAAGCUCAAAUUAUGCUGGAGGAAGUGGUUUAAUGUUGGGUGCCAUCCUUGGAAGGAAAGCUGGUAUUUCUGCUGCAACCCAGACCUCUAAGAGUAGUAGAAUGUAG
Molecule: messenger RNA, 1584 nt
Organism: Lichtheimia ornata
Lineage: Eukaryota; Fungi; Mucoromycota; Mucoromycetes; Mucorales; Lichtheimiaceae
Product: precorrin 3B synthase CobZ
Exons: 4
Coding region: 1-1584 (527 amino acids)
Source: RefSeq, a predicted model, not a curated record